AUGUCGCCGCUUCUCCCCGGUCUCUUGUGUCACUCCGACUACGAUAGCGACUAUGAUAGUGGUAGCCCUUCGUCCCCGUCACAACUGCGGAGAGACGGCUACGAACUUGAUGCAGCCAACACGCUACCCCUAGAACAGAUCUUUUUCCAUGAGUCCCAAUACCCUUCCUUUCGCAGCGCGAUAACAAUUACAACAACAACGACUACCUCUAUCGAUACACCUUCCUCGAGAUGGCGCCGCAUCCGGACAUCGCUGCAGCGACCGAGAAGAGAAUCAAUCACUGAGAAAAGAAGAUACACAGCCUUGGAAAAGGAGAAGUGGGCGUCUGUCUCUUCCCUAUCUUCCCAAUACUCGCCAGAUGGUAUUGUAUCAACUGGCGAGAUUGAUGUGGCACCCCAGACAACUCAUGCCGUCGCAUUGCGUGAUCGAUACAGAACAGAGUGCUCGCACUGCGGAAUCGAGGCGGGAUCUUCCAUCAACGCCAGACGCGCGCGACCGAGCAUCGAAGACAUGCCGCACAAGUCCUCGGGAUGGCAUACGCAGGAUACUUGGAAGUGUCUUGAGCUGCCAUCCGUAGCGGAUGCUGAGACCGAGGGCUCGUUCUUCCGAGGCUGUCGCUGCCCGUACCCUCUGUCUAGUUGCGCCAGCAGAAGGACACUCGAAACCGCAGACACAUCACGAUCAGUCAAGCGCCGCAGAAGCGUAUACGUCGAGAAGCUGCGGUGCCGGCAGAGUUGCCAGGACAUAGAAUUGCCGUGCUGGCGGGCAGUUCCGGUGAGGGAGUCGGAGACCUCAGAGGAAGAGAAGAUGUUGGAACAGAACAACGGCGGGAAACAGCAGUCCGAAGGGAUUGCAUCCCACGAAAUGGUGAAGAAAAUGUUGAUGGGAAUUCUGAGGGUGUUACGCUUCAGUAUGAGGCCAUCUACCGCCAAGGUCGAGUGA
Messenger RNA from Neoarthrinium moseri, 942 nucleotides. RefSeq lists its product as uncharacterized. Lineage: Eukaryota; Fungi; Ascomycota; Sordariomycetes; Amphisphaeriales; Apiosporaceae. The record is from RefSeq and is a predicted model, not a curated record. Bases 1 to 942 code for a protein of 313 amino acids. The transcript has a single exon.